AUGGCGCCCACCAACAAAAAAUCCAGCGGGGGCCCCUCCUCCAGCGGCUCCAAAACCCGCUCUUCCACCUCUACCUCCACCGCAGGUGCAGGCCCGACGCUCAAAAGAGUCAAGGGCGAGAACUUCUACCGGGAUGCUAAAAAGGUCAAGAGGCUGAAGAUGUUGACGGGCGGGAAGGCGAUACGGGAUAAAGAUGGGAAGAUCAUCCAGGCUGCGGCAUUUCAGAAGGGGGAGGACGAGACGACGCCGGGUAGGGUGCAGCCUGAUCGGAGGUGGUUUGGUAAUACGAGAGUCAUCUCGCAGACUGCGUUGGACCAUUUCCGCACGUCUCUACAGUCAAAACAACACGAUCCAUACUCUGUCCUCCUCCGUCGCAACAAACUACCGAUGCAACUCCUCGACGACGCAGCGAACCCCAACACCCGAAAACGCUCCCACAUCGUCGAGACCGAACCCUUCGGGGAUACUUUCGGCCCCAAAGCUCAACGCAAACGUCCCCGCAUCGAAGCCGGCACGUUCGCCGAACUAUCAAAGCUAGGCUCAGAUGCGUACGACGCUGCGGCCUCUGCGACGUUGGCCGCCGAGAUGUCUUCCCUCGAUCCUUUUGCGCCUACCUCCUCCUCCACCACCAGCACCACCCUUGAUCCCUCCAACCCCUCCGACUCGACUGCGACUGCUACAGGGCACACGACGCACGCGGAUUACAUCGAGCCUAUAUUCGCAAAGGGAACGUCGAGAAGGAUCUAUGGCGAGUUGUAUAAAGUGAUUGAUUCGAGCGAUGUGGUGCUUCAUGUGUUGGAUGCGAGGGAUCCGAUGGGGACGAUGUGUGAGAGUGUGUUGGAGUAUAUGAGGAAGGAGAAGGCGCAUAAGCAGGUUGUGCUUGUUAUUAAUAAAUGUGAUUUGGUGCCCGGGUGGGUUACGGCCCGCUACAUCCAACACCUAACCCCCCGCUACCCGACCAUCGCCUUCCACGCCUCCCCAAACCAUUCCUUCGGCAAAGGCUCCCUCAUCCAACUCCUCCGCCAAUUCUCGCAGCUCCAUUCCGACAAGAAACAGAUCAGCGUUGGGUUCGUGGGGUAUCCCAACGUGGGGAAGUCAAGCGUGAUUAAUACGUUGAAGAGCGGGAAGGUGUGUAAGGUCGCGCCUGUUCCUGGGGAGACGAAGGUCUGGCAAUACAUAACCCUCACCCGCCGGAUCUACCUAAUCGACUGUCCCGGCAUCGUCCCCACCUCCGCUAAAUCCGAUUCACAAACAUCGACGGUCUUAAAAGGCGUGGUGAGGAUCUCGAACCUGCCCACGCCGAGCGAACAUAUCCCGGCGUUGUUGAGGAGGGUGAAGCCGGUUUAUAUUUCGAGGACUUAUGGGAUUCCACUUCCUGGGUCUUCUCCCGCCAUCUCUUCCAAUGGUGCCACUUCUUCAGACCCCGCUGUGAAUGAGGAUGGAGGCGCGCCGGUGAGUCGGGGAUGGGACGCGGAAGAGUUAUUGGAGAAGUUGGCGCGGAUGAAGGGGAGGCUGCUCAAAGGAGGCGAACCGGACAGGGAAGGCGUCGCGAAGAUAUUGUUAGAGGAUUGGGUGCGCGGGCGGAUUCCGUUCUUUGUGGGACCGCCGGAGAGGAGCGAAGACAUUAACAGGAAAGAAGAGAAGGAGAGGAGGGUUAAGGAUAGCGCGGUUAAGGCAGGGGAGAGGACGAAGGUGGAGAGGGCAGGGAGGGAGAAGGGUGAGAAGGAGGGUGAGAAGAGGGAGAAGAGGGAGAGUAAGAAGGAGAGGGAGGAGAGGGAGAGGAGGGAGAAGAAGGUGCCGGGGGUGAGGCAGAACCUUGGUUCGAUUAUGCAGAAGAUUACGUUUGAGGCGGAGGAUGUGAGGCCUUUGGAGGUCGACGAAGAUGUGGAGGAGGAGGUCGAGGACGAUGGGAGCGAUGCGGAGGGAGAGGAUGUGGUGCUGGGUGCGGAAGACGGGGACGAAGGGGACGAUGGUGUGCUGGCGUGGAACGAUGUCUUCCCUGAGGCUGGCGAUGCCGAGUCGUCAGCAUCAAUAUCAGCACGCGUACUCGAAACCGUCGACGGCGCGGGUGAUGAUGAAAUGGAGUCUGGUUCGGGCUCUGGUUCUGGUUCGGACGAUGCAUCUGGAGACGAUGAAGCCGCGUCCGAGGUCGAGGAGGAUGCGUCGAAGAAGGACAAGGAGGGGAGGAUGACGACGAAUAAGAAAAAAGCGACAAACUUCUACUCGUCCGCGAACGUGAAGAACAAGAACAGGGAGAAGGCGAGGGUCAUGAAGGCGUUGCAGGGGAGGAAGGAGGCCAAGACGGGGCCGAAGCCGAAGCCGAAGACGAAGACGAAGACGAAGGGGGCUGGUGGGAGGAAGAGGAAUUAG
Messenger RNA from Stereum hirsutum FP-91666 SS1, 2370 nucleotides. RefSeq names its product NGP1NT-domain-containing protein. NCBI's taxonomy places the organism in Eukaryota, Fungi, Basidiomycota, Agaricomycetes, Russulales, Stereaceae. The transcript has 7 exons. Gene Ontology annotation, molecular function: GTP binding. Gene Ontology annotation, cellular component: nucleolus. Bases 1 to 2370 code for a protein of 789 amino acids. The record is from RefSeq and is a predicted model, not a curated record.